This is a messenger RNA of Ilyonectria robusta, 1875 nucleotides long. RefSeq lists its product as uncharacterized. The transcript has 2 exons. Gene Ontology annotation, biological process: regulation of DNA-templated transcription. Gene Ontology annotation, molecular function: DNA-binding transcription factor activity, RNA polymerase II-specific; acetyltransferase activity; zinc ion binding. The record is from RefSeq and is a predicted model, not a curated record. NCBI's taxonomy places the organism in Eukaryota, Fungi, Ascomycota, Sordariomycetes, Hypocreales, Nectriaceae. Bases 1 to 1875 code for a protein of 624 amino acids.
AUGUCAACUUUCACCGCCCUUAACGGGGGUUCACCCAAAACAUCAGAUCCGCCCACUCUGAGUGCCGAAAAGAGCACUACCUCAGACGAACGCGCAAACAGCACGGCCCCAGCUCAGCCUCAGCCCACCCCAGAAGCCUCAUCGAACCAGAGGUCAGCCCAAAUUAGUGAUCGACCAGCAUUUCAAUCGCCAAAUUAUCCCGAUGUUGAUGGCUCUCACAAGCGCAAACGCUCAGACUCGUUGGAGCUACGGAGGGAAUCCCUUGUUCAGGAGCGAACUCCAGAGACGACAGCUCCCACCACGCAGGUCGAUUCCCGUGAGCCAUAUGGAACCCCCCAGCGAGAUUACCGGCAUUAUGGCGACGAGCAGCGGGACAAGGAUGGGUGGUACACUCGGCGCGAUGAUCAGAGCUAUGACUCUCAACAGAACUCAGCUACCACUCCCCAUGGUCAGACGGAGGAGCAGAUUGGGGAUGCGCUGCGAAGAGCUGCUGGUCAGAUGGAUCACGGCGACUACCCCCAAACCAGCCCUGAGAUGGAUGACCGGUCCAUCAAUGUGUAUGGUGGCCAAUACACUCCUGAGCAUAGGCGAGACGGCGUCAUGCAACAUGAUCCCAAGAAGCGGAAGCGAAAUUUUAGCAACCGCACCAAGACGGGUUGUCUGACGUGCCGCAAGCGAAAGAAGAAGUGCGACGAGCAGAAGCCCGAGUGCGGCAACUGUCUUCGUGGUAGUUUUGUGUGUGCUGGAUACCCGCCCCAGAGAGGCCCUGGAUGGCAAAAGCCCGAUAACAAGGCCUCCGCAGUUCCUCUCGAGUCCAAGGACCCGAGCUACGUGCCCCCAGGUGCAUAUGGCAUGCCGCAGCAAAAUCCAUAUGGGACCCAGCCGGUGAAGCGGGAACCCCUGCCACCCUACCGCGGCCAGGCCUUGAGAAUCGACCCGCCACAAGGCCGCCCUUUGGUGACCGACGAUGACCGGCCAACAGCGUCAACAAUCCCGAGCGCGUCUGUUGCCAGCCCCGAUAAUAAACUCUCUGCCCUGCCCUACACUCCUGCGAACGUCUUUCCUACACCAGUCAGCGCCAACACUCAACCACCGCCGUUCGGAGAAAGGAUGACCAAAGAAUACCAGCGAGUGCCUCCGCUGCACGAUCUCACCAGGACGGAACCCGAGACUCCUCAUCCCGGAAACCAGCUCCCCCAGAUCAACAUCCUUCACCCGACGAGAACCAACAGCCCCGCGCCUCCCGCGCAGGCUCCGACGUCCAAUGUUCAGGUUGCAGCGCAGCUGGCGCUUUCCCAUUCGCAGUUCCCCCAGAGGCGGACUCAGAAGGAAGAGAUGUUGUCAGGACGGCAUUACUAUCCCUUUGACAAGGAGCUCUGCUUAGAGCGUGAGCGCUGCGCUGCCGCCUGCUGGAGGUUCAACAACUUGACGACACCUCCAACCAACGGUGUCUCACCCGAAGAGCGCGCCCGCUUGUUCCUCGAGAUAUUGCAGCCCCGCGAUCCUGUUCGAGUAUCGCCCACCGAAGCCUCUCCUGUCACUAACAUGGGCCGUGUGGGCAGACAUGUCGCAGUUGAGACACCCUUUACUUGCGACUACGGUUACAACAUCACUAUCGGCCACCACGUGGUAAUUGGUCGCAACUGCACCAUCAACGAUGUUUGCGAGGUCAAGAUUGGAGAUAAUUGUGUCAUCGGGCCCAACGUCAGCAUCUUUACCGCCACCCUGCCCAUCGACCCUAAGAAGCGCCAGGGUGGACAAGGUCCUCAGCUUGGCAAGGCUAUUACCAUUGAGCAAGACUGUUGGAUUGGCGGAGGCGCUAUUAUUCUCCCCGGAAGGACUAUUGGCAAGGGAAGCACCGUAGGUGCUGGGUAA